UAGUUGACAUUGGUUCACAUGUUUCACAUCCUUGUGCAUUGAAUCCCCGAUCUCGUAUAAAACGCCAGUUCAUACAGUAAACAAUACAAAUUCCUCGCGAGCAUACCUCGUCUCAAAAUUAUCGGUAACAAUCGCACCGGUCGUCAAUUAUUCCGAAUAUAAAUCUCCACUGACUGUGCACUAGCGGUUCGAUUGUUAGGUUAUGGUAACGUUUGCUAGCAGGUGACUUGCACAAUCCCAGCGACUAGCACAACAAUUCACCGGGAACAAUGGAUUCAGCUGAUUACAAGUUGAAUUGUACAUUAACCGGACAUUCGGCAGAUGUCCGGGCUAUCGCUUGUUUCGACGAUGGAACUUUAGUGUCAGCAUCGCGUGACAAGACCGCACGUGUGUGGAGGCCAAGCCAAGAAGGACGUGAAUACACGACGACAGAGAUCUUAAAAGGCCACAAAAGUUUCGUCAGCUCGCUAUGUGUCCUGAAUCCCUCUCCGAAGAAUCCCCAAAGCCUUAUAAUAACAGGAAGCAACGACAAAUCCAUAAACAUAUACAUUCUCGGCGAAGAAAGCCCCACUCGAACGAUAAACGCCCACGAGGACACAGUUUGCAAUUUGCGAACAGGCCAGGAGGAUGGUACAUUCUUAUCAAGUUCCUGGGACCUCAGUGCCAAGCUCUGGAGCCUGGAGAAUCCCGAGGAACCAAGACUGAUCCUCCGCGGGCACUCUUUGAGCGUCUGGUGUGUGGCAGAUCUAAAGAGCGGCUUAAUUAUAACAGGUUCAGCUGAUAAAUUAGUAAUUGUUUGGUCCAGAGAGGGUACGAUCCUGCAAAAGCUCGAGGGUCAUACAGACUGCGUUCGGGAUAUUGCUGUCAUCAAAGACGAUGAGUUUCUCACGUGUUCCAACGACACGACCGUCAAACACUGGAGCGUACUAGCUGGCGAGUGCCUCGGUACUUACUCCGGUCACGAGAAUUUCAUUUACUCGAUAUUUACUCUUCCAAAUGCAGCCACAGUGGUAACAUGUGGUGAAGAUAAGACUGUGAAGCUCUGGAAAAAUGGCGAGAAUUGCCAGACAAUUGCCAUUCCUGCUACCUCCAUCUGGUGUGUCAGAAUUCUGUCGAAUGGUGACAUCGCGGCUGGUUCCUCCGAUGGAAUCAUCAGGAUAUUCUCAGCUAAUUCUGAUCGCCACGCCAGCCCUGAGGUGCUCGAGGCCUGGAAAACGGCGGUGUCUGACGACCAGGCCCAAUCCCGUCUGUCGUUGAACGAUCAGAUCAAGCUCAAUGAGCUGCCUGAUGCUGCUGCACUCAGUGUUCCCGGCAAAAAGGAUGGACAGACUCUGAUGGUUAAGGAGGGGGGCCAGGGAAUUGCAUACAGCUGGUCUGCGAGGGAUCAGACGUGGGUGAGGAUGGGCGAAAUCGUCGGAACUACCGAGGGAAAUGCAAAAACUAUGUACAAUGGGGUGGAAUACGAUUAUGUGUUUUCUGUGGAUGUUCAGGAUGGUUUUCCACCUCUAAAACUACCGUACAAUAAGACUGACGAUCCGUGGCAAGCUGCACAGAAGUUUAUACAUCAACAUGAGCUGAGCCAGAUGUUUUUAGAUCAGGUUGCCAAUUUCAUCGUGAAAAAUUCGAGCAGCACUCCAGCCCUCCAGCCUUCCUCCAGUUACGCCGAUCCCUUCACUGGUGGUAGUCGUUACAUCCCAGGCUCAGGACUGCCCAAUGCCCCCAAGCCAACUACAUCGGUUCCUAACCCGGAUCCCUUCACUGGUAUCACAGCUUCAUCUUCACACCAAGAGGCACCUCCCGCAGCAACAGUUUACAUCCCCCAUCGAAGCUAUCUAAGGCUAGAGCAGGCAAAUGCUGCUGCUAUUCUGAAUAAACUCCAAGAAUUCAACUCGAAACUUGUAAAUACAGAUAAAAUGCCUGAGGAGAAGGUGGAGGCUCUGGUGAAUUUAAUAAGCAAAGAUAUUUCUGACGAGAGUGCAGAGGAAGUAACUGCUUUAUGGAAUAUCCUCGAGGAUUGGCCACCAGAAUUUUCUUUCCCAGCUCUUGAUAUUGCUCGUCUAGCUGUCCUCCACCCAUCAUCCAAUCGAUGCAUAUGCUCAGAGAAAUUAUUUCCAAUUGUUCAGCGACACAUGUCUAGUGAGGCUGUUGCAGCCAAUCAAAUGCUCACAUUCAGAUUGUUAGCCAACAUGUUUACUCAGGAGGAUGGAGAAAAAUUUGGACUCAGUUGCAGUGAUGAUAUUCUAAAUCUAAUCGUCAAUUUAGAAUCAUUUGGCAGUAAAAAUAAUCAGGUUGCAGCUUCAACGUACAUGCUCAAUUUGAGUGUUGCACUGAAUAAACAGGACGAUGUACAGAAAAAAAUCCGAGCCCUCGGUGUUAUAUUAACAAUACUACCAAACUUGACUGAAAUUGAAGCAAUUUUCCGUACGCUCGUUGCACUGGGUACUUUGAUAGCGGGCACAUCGGGUGAUGAUCGGAAUCAAUUAAUUCAUGCCCUUACAAGCCUCGCAUCUGCAGUUAAUCGUUUACAAACAAUGGAAAAGAAUAGAUCUAUGCACGAUCCCCAUGGAAAAGUCGCGAAAUGCUGCUCUGAAAUACUUGCUUUAAUUGCGUGAAUUGAUGAUAAUUUGUAUCCUAUUUUUAUCAACUUAUGUAUCUGUGGAAUAAAAAAAAUUGCCGACAUA
This is a messenger RNA of Diachasmimorpha longicaudata, 2681 nucleotides long. RefSeq names its product phospholipase A-2-activating protein (gene Plap). The record is from RefSeq and is a predicted model, not a curated record. Gene Ontology annotation, molecular function: ubiquitin binding. Gene Ontology annotation, cellular component: nucleus; cytoplasm. Gene Ontology annotation, biological process: ubiquitin recycling; proteasome-mediated ubiquitin-dependent protein catabolic process. Lineage: Eukaryota; Metazoa; Arthropoda; Insecta; Hymenoptera; Braconidae. The transcript has 4 exons. Bases 270 to 2612 code for a protein of 780 amino acids.